AUGUCAUUCUGUUCCCUUGGAAAUGUUGCAGCCAAGGAAAAAGAACCACAAGCCACCACUGGGUUUGCUUUACACGAAAAAGAUGAUCUUGAUGAUGAUUAUGUGUUGAUUGAAAAGGUUAAUUCUAAAAAUAUUCAGCCUAUGUUAGCAACACAAUCUCCAAUCAAUCAAUAUCUUCCAAACAGGAACCAAGCCAGUAAAUCCAAAGAUACCAAGAUUGAGCUGUUCAACGACUACAUAUGUAUUGAAAGACCAUACAUAAGAGGGUCUAAGUCCCAAAUUGAUCAACAAAAUAAACCAAAGAACUUGGAGAAAGGACAAAGUACACACAAUACAUCAUCAGAGCUCGAGCCAGAGAAUGUCUCAAAGGACCAACUAAAGAUCAAAGAAAAAGUUCAGGAAGAGAGACAUGAAAGUUCUUCAACACAAGAACUAAAAGCUGAAAAUAUGAAACUGGAACCAGUGGUGGGAUCAGAUACCAUGUGGUUCUGGAAUGAAGAUGAGAGAAGACUAGAGCACAUUCAAGACCCUUUGAAGAAAAUCCUUGGAGAUUACCAAAAAAUUAAUGAAGCACCAAAUAAUUUGUCCAAAAAGGAAGAAACAAUAAAUCCUACUAUGAAAUUUUUUGGUAUCAGAAUUGGGGCAAAUGUAAAUAGAUUACCACCUAAUCAUAAGGUUAAUAAGAAAUUUUCCAAAAGGUCAUAA
Melampsora larici-populina 98AG31 is the source of this 705-nucleotide messenger RNA. RefSeq lists its product as uncharacterized. Bases 1 to 705 code for a protein of 234 amino acids. The record is from RefSeq and is a predicted model, not a curated record. The transcript has 5 exons. NCBI's taxonomy places the organism in Eukaryota, Fungi, Basidiomycota, Pucciniomycetes, Pucciniales, Melampsoraceae.